Messenger RNA from Prunus armeniaca (apricot), 309 nucleotides. The record is from the annotation of a GenBank genome assembly. Lineage: Eukaryota; Viridiplantae; Streptophyta; Magnoliopsida; Rosales; Rosaceae.
AUGAGGCAUUGUGCAAAGGGUGGGUUUCUGUCAGUGAAGAUGGGGGCUAUUGGCACCAAUCAAGCAAGCGACACAUUUUGGAAGCGUGACGUGUAUGCGAAAACAAUAUUUAUUAAUGAUAAUAAGCCUCCAAAUAGGCCUUUCAAGUUGUACCAUGCUUGGGAAAUCUUAAAAGAUUGCCCAAAGUGGAACGAUAUAAAUGAGCCUCCCACACAACGUUCUUAUGGAGCUAGUGAAAGUAUGGUGAAUUUGGAUAACGAUGCAGACGAAAUCACCAUGCCUAGUCCAAGGCCUGAGAAGGCGAGAUAA